CACCAACCUCUCUAGGACUUCUCCUGCAGAUCCUUCUGCAUGAUUGCGAGGGGGGAUAAGGAGGGUUGCGGGGGGGAGCAAGGGCCAGGCCAGUCGUCCUCUGGGCUUUGAUGCCCCGAUCUGGCAGUCUGGGACGCUGCUCCGAAUUUGCCCCCAGCGAUUCCGGGGAGGACAGUCAGAGAGCUGGGGACAAGCGGCUGGAGGAGUGUGGAGAGGAGAAGGACCUGGCGGUGCUGGUUGGUGCUCGGCUCAACAGGAGCCGAUGGCGUGCCCAGGUGGCCAAAGGGCCAACGGCAUCCUGGCCUGCGUUGGAAAUGGGGCAUGGAGGAGGAGCUCCAGCAUGGCUGGCGCGAACGAGGAGCGAGCCGCCGGCACGAGGCGGAACAGGAGGAGCGAGGCCGGCCCCGCAGCGGGGCGCGCCUCCAGACCCAUGGACACGAACAGCAAAGUGCGAGUCGCCGUCUGGGACGCGGUGGCCGCCUACGUCCGGGAGCAGCUCGUGGCACACAGGGGGGUCUGGAUUCCCACCUUCGGCUCCUUUGACACCGUCUCCAAAGACGUCUGGACCGAGGACGGGACCGUGACUCUGCGGUGGCCCGUGUUCCACCUGGCCGCCAACCUCAUGGCCACGCACCACCUCAAGGCCCGCAGGGAGCCCCUGCCAGUGCACAGGAAGUUGGAGCCGCUGAGAUACAGCAGAGUGGCCGCAGGCGCCGCCGUGAGCUGGGAGAGCGUGAAGACCGGCAUCCAGAGCACCGUGUCCAUGCUCUCCGGCUGCCUGCGGGACGGGCAGAACGUGGCCGUCGUGCUGAAGGACAUCGGCGUGCUGCUCAUAGACGGGCUGACGUUCCACAUGAGAUUCUACUACAGCUUCCUGGAGCAGCUGUCUGGGAAAGAGGAGCUCAGCAGAGCUGCUCUCAAGGCCCCCUGGCUGCUGAACGCGGUGGUGUCCCCGGCGGCACCGGUGGCCUCCCUGGCGCUCUCCGGCUGCCUCGUCGUCUUUCCCAUGUGUCACAUGGAGUUGGUGCCCAAAGCACCGCCCACAACGCGCCGCAAGGCCUCAGCGAGCCUCUCUGGUCGGGAGAAAACAAAGCAAGACGACGCUUUGCCACCUCUCCCACCUCUCGACCAGGGCAAGACAGUGAGAUUUGCUGCCCGGCCGACCUUCAUCAAGCGGCUGAGCUCGGACAGCAUGGAUGGAGAACGGCUCCGGCGGAUCAGGAGCUUGCUGCUGAAGAAGAGCUCCAAGGCCAGUCUGCUGCCACCGAUCCGGCCGCUGCCCGAAGCCCAGGAGCAGCCGGUGAGCUGCCAGCCGCAGGGGGAGGCAGAAACGUGGAGCCAGGAAGAGCUGCGCCGAGCACCGGGAGGCAAACACGUGAGAUUCCCCGAGGAACUGGAAGCAGGAAAAGCCCAUCGUGCGGGUGCGGCGCGAAUCCUGCCGGUGGCCAAGCACUCGCCCUCUCAGAUCACCUUGAGGACAGCAGCGUUCCAAGGAGGUUCCCGAAGAUCUGCCUCCAGGGCUGCGUUCACAGAGCCGCACGGCAGAGCAUCCAGGCUCCCGCUGACGUGUGACUCGGUGUGGCUCCUCAGGCAGAGGGUGAGGAAGAAGAGGGCGGCGCAGGAAGCGCUGGAGCGGGCGGCAGCAUCAGCGCCUCGUGCGGAGCCCAGGCUGCCCGAGGAGCCUCCCGUCCGCCGCUCUGGAUCGCUGCCGCCCAUACGGGAAGAAACGGAGGCUCCCGAGAGUCAGGCUGCGCAGAGCGAGGCCCCCCCCCACAGGAGGUGCCCCACGCUGGCCAUGCUGAUGCGGGCAUGGUGCGCCCAGUGCAGAGGCCGCAGAACAGAGGCGUGAAUCCCAGCCGCAGCGCAUCUCCGACGCAAGCGGGCUGCCCAGGGCCCCGUCCGACCCGGCCUCCAGGGACGGGGCACCCGCAGCCUCUCUGGGCGUUCGGUUCCCGCAGCUCUGCGCACAGCGAUCCGACCCGACAUCCCAUCUUCCACUCGGCACCACUUCCCUUGGCUGACCAUCAGCCACGCCAUCAGAGCCGACUCCCCUCCCGUCCGCAGGCUCCCUUUCGGGAUGGAAGGCUGCGACGCCGUCACCCCGCAGCCUUCCCUUCUGCAGACCAACCGAGGAGA
Messenger RNA from Lagopus muta (rock ptarmigan), 2136 nucleotides. RefSeq lists its product as uncharacterized. Bases 263 to 1849 code for a protein of 528 amino acids. The record is from RefSeq and is a predicted model, not a curated record. NCBI's taxonomy places the organism in Eukaryota, Metazoa, Chordata, Aves, Galliformes, Phasianidae. Gene Ontology annotation, cellular component: centrosome. The transcript has 10 exons.